Clupea harengus (Atlantic herring) is the source of this 4112-nucleotide messenger RNA. It is a transcript of the gene pdik1l, whose product is annotated as PDLIM1 interacting kinase 1 like. The record is from RefSeq and is a predicted model, not a curated record. Gene Ontology annotation, molecular function: ATP binding; protein kinase activity. Bases 889 to 1917 code for a protein of 342 amino acids. Gene Ontology annotation, cellular component: cytoplasm; nucleus. Lineage: Eukaryota; Metazoa; Chordata; Actinopteri; Clupeiformes; Clupeidae. The transcript is spliced from 3 exons. Gene Ontology annotation, biological process: protein phosphorylation; negative regulation of G2/MI transition of meiotic cell cycle.
AAAUACAUUUGUUUAAAGAAUAAUACGAAUAGGUAUAUCAUUGAUGUUAGAUGGUUUAUUCCGUAGUAUAUUUAAUUGUUCAUUUUGUUGAAAUCAUUCGUAGCCUAUUUCAUGUAGCCUAGGCUUAGCUGUCUGUCACUUUGUUAAGCAGCUGGAGAUAAUACCUUCCAUUCUAUCAAAUACAUUGGUCAAAAGUUUUUAAUGUUUAAAAAAAAUGUUUUGUGUCAUUACUUAAUCGAAUACCAACGACAUUAUUAAAAAAAAAAAAUCGAAGUCAGAGAAUCGUUCUCAAACUCCCCCCUGCGUAAUUGUCGGAAGUGAUGGCAACCCAGCUCGUGCACCGAAUUUGAAAGUGAAUGCGCGAGUUAUUUCUCCAACCAGGCAGAGCGCUCGCCUUCAAUGGGAGAGGCUUGAAGUGACACACACAGUAAUGACGGCAGAGUGGGUGGGAGCUCAUGGGGAAAUAUUCGCUACUGCUGUGGCAUGCUGCGGCGAGUUUGGCGACACCAUUUUCGUUUCUCAAAACCAAAACGCUGUUUUGAAGACACCCCAAAAGACCGAAGGGAGGGGGCAGUGUUUCCCACUUUUGAGACAACGCUGUGCUCGCCUCACAUCUGUGUUGUUUCCCGUUGAAGCUAGAAGCGUGCGCACGCCGGGGUGAAAAGGAAAUCUCCGAUCGAAUCGGGUCCGCGGGACGAGGUCACCAAGCGCACACAUUGACGGGCCGUCGCAGCGCGAGAGCGUGAGGAACAGUAGUGUGGAUAAUGGCUGCCAGACUUAGUGAGACAGGCAUUAAAUGAAGAAGACAGAGAAGAAGAGACAACGGCGACGACAGCAGCAGCAGCAGCAGCAGCAGCAGCAGAAGCAGAAGCGAGGAGGAAGGAGAGGAUGGUGAGCCGAAGCCAAGCCAAGUACGAGUUGAUCCAGGAGGUGGGUCGAGGCAGCUACGGCGUGGUGUACGAGGCGGUGACGCGGAGCACGGGCGCACGCGUGGCCGUCAAGAAGAUCCGCUGCCACUCUCCGGAGAAUGUGGAGCUGGCGCUGCGCGAGUUCUGGGCGCUCAGCAGCAUCCAGAGCCAGCACCCCAAUGUCAUCCACCUGGAGGAGUGCGUGUUGCAGAGGGACGGCCUUGCCCAGCGCAUGAGCCACGGCUCCAGCUCCUCGCUAUACCUAGAGCUGGUGGAGACCUCUCUGAAGGGUGAGAUUGCCUUCGACCCCCAGUGCGCCUACUACCUGUGGUUCGUCAUGGACUUCUGCGACGGCGGCGACAUGAACGCCUACCUGCUGUCGCGCAAGCCCAGCCGCCGCACCAACACCAGCUUCAUGCUGCAGCUGGGCAGCGCGCUGGCCUUCCUGCACCGCAACCAGAUCAUCCACCGCGACCUCAAGCCCGACAACAUCCUCAUCUCGCAGGGCCGCACGGCCACCGGCUCGCCCGAGCCCACGCUCAAGGUGGCCGACUUCGGCCUCAGCAAGGUCUGCUCGACCUCGGGCCUCAACUCCGAGGAGCCGGCCAGCGUCAACAAGUGCUUCCUGUCGACGGCGUGCGGCACCGACUUUUACAUGGCGCCCGAGGUGUGGGAGGGCCACUACACGGCCAAGGCGGACAUCUUCGCGCUGGGCAUCAUCAUCUGGGCCAUGGUGGAGCGCAUCACCUUCGUGGACGUGGAGACGCAGAAGGAGCUGCUGGGCAGCUACGUCCAGCAGGGUGGUGAAAUCGUCCCGCUCGGGGAGGCGCUGCUAGAGAACCCCAAGAUGGAGCUGCUCAUCCCGGCGCGCAAGAAGAGCAUGAACGCCAACAUGAAGCAGCUGAUCCGCGAGAUGCUCUCCGCCAACCCGCAGGAGCGGCCCGACGCCUUCGAGCUGGAGCUGCGGCUGGUGCGCAUCGCCUGCCGUGAGCUCGACUGGGACACGUGAUGAUGGCAGGGUGCAUGAUGGGAAGGCAGAGGUCUGCUGAGUGUACAGCGCAGCUCCUCCCCCCCCCCCCCUCACACGAACCCUUUAAGGGCCUUCGGUUUCGUUUUGUUUUUUUGUCUCUUUUUUUGCCUGUAAAGAAGUGACAGCAAUGCAAAGCAUCGCCAAACAAACAUGGCGCCCCGACUCGUGUCGAGAUCAGGACUGGGGACUGUUGGCGUUAAACUAAAACAAUAAGUUGGACUUGAAGAGUGCAAAAGUCUUUUUCUUUUUGGGGGGUUUUCUUUUUUUGUUUGUUUUGAAAACGACAAUAAAAUCGAGUCUCAAACACACUCACCCACUGGUCACUGGGUGCAGGGAUCUAUGCAUCCUUUUAUUGGCUGGUUUUGAGAUAUUCUUCUUUUUGUAUAUCCAGGGAAAUGAUAAAUAUUUGGUCCUUGACAUUUCUUUGUAGUUGUGUGAGAAGAAUGGCAAGAGACGAGGGGCGUUGAUACCUAAGGUUACCCCUUAAGCACAGUGUUUUCUGAGGUGUUUUGGCUGAUUAGUGGCUGAAGCCUUCACUCUCUCUCUCUUCAGGAAUUGUUGCCAUUACAUAUUCCACCUCGCCAUUGUUGGAGGAGGAUUGCACCAGCACCCUUCCACUUUUACCUAGGAAAAUCUGUUUGAUCUCUUCUGCCUGCUCACAUCAUGUGGAUUUAAUUAGGAGAGUAGAACGCUGUCUGACAAAGGCAAUCUUCUGACUGGUCUUCCCCGGCACAUCAUGUUCCUCCUCUCCUCUCCGCUCUGCUGGGAACGUCCCCCCAUCCCCCCUUUCAAUCUGACAGCCUUGAGGUUCCUCCUUAGCUCUGGCUCGCUGUCUCGUUCGGUGCUAACUUCACUUCUAAUGCAAAACAGAAACACAGGAAAAAUUGUCUCUCUCUUGGCGUUCUUAACCACAACUUCCACCGUCACCACUACCACAGGCCAAUGACAUCCAAGCGGUUUGCCUAUCCCAAUCUUCCAUGAUCCUUUUGGACUGUGACUUCUGACCGGCAGUUCGUUUUACUGGAUUGGUUGUCAUGACGCUGUUUUUCUUUUUUUUUCAUCUUUUUUUUAUUAUUGCUUUUGUCAUACUCUCUUGAAACAUCUGUUUCUGUAGUCAGUGGAUCUAAAACUGUAUGUUCUGUUCUAGAUGGAGUGUAGCAGUUCCCUCACUCUAAACCGGCAUUUAGUGAACUAGUUGCAUUAAACUGGUAUUGGUACAAAUAGCACUUAACACUUGUCUGCACCCCCUCUUUACUAAAGAAGCACCGGCUAGCAUCUGUGCCGGCUGAAAAAUAUGCUGCUGAUUUUAUUUCAUAUCAUUUUUUUAUUCUCAAACACCUCUCAUUCUUAGGGUAGUUUAAGGGGGGCAUGUUAUCAAUUCAGACAGUGGUAGGAUUGCAAAGGGCCAUGGAACAACAAAAGCGUUUUGAAAGUGCCGUGGGAAGGCGUGCGAGAGGCCAGGGCUCUACAGGCAGCCUUUGGAGUUGACCUCGUCUGAACACACGCUGAGCUUGGAGCAACUAACCUGCACGAACAGAUGACUGCUCCGCUUUUUGCCAGCUGAAGAGUGUGUGUGUGUGUGUGUGUGUGUGUGUGUGUGUGUGUGUGUGUGUGUGUGAGGGGGGCUGGGGGGCUGCUGCAGGUGUGGGCAGGGCUAAUGUGUGUGUCGAGGUGAGCAGGUGUUACGUGGCGACCUGUGCUUUUCCUGUGGCUCAGAGCCAAUUCUGCGAUCAGGGCUUCACGCGGCGUGGACGGGGGAGGGGUGUGUUUUGGGUGGGGUGUGGUGUUUGGGGUUUUUGUUUCCUGAUUGGGACAGAACACAGAUGCAGUGAUGUGAAUGUUCUAACAAAUCGCUUAACGAGGAAGAAUUUGAAGAAUUACAUUUUUUCCCCCCCAUUCCCCGCCUCUAAUUGAGUGUAAUUAAAUUCCCUGAAAGAUGGAAGAAGGGGGUUUAGCAGGCGUCAAGCAGAUUACUCACGGGAGCAUAGAAGGCCUUAUUGUUUGCCCAAACAUCCACUUCUUCAUUUUCGGACAGAGUGUGUUGCCUUGCAGAAGCCCGACAUUGCUGAACUUGAAUCUGCAAAUUUGAAGGUUAGUUUUAAAUUGAACUCGUGUGAAUAAGAGAGAGUGCUUUUGUGUGUGUGUGUGUGUGUGUGUGUGUGUGUGUGUGUGUG